Molecule: messenger RNA, 1620 nt
Organism: Schistosoma turkestanicum
Lineage: Eukaryota; Metazoa; Platyhelminthes; Trematoda; Strigeidida; Schistosomatidae
Source: the annotation of a GenBank genome assembly
CUCGUGAGGCACAGCGCUUAAGCAAGUUCAAGGUUGGAGGUUGAAUCGUGUCAAAGCGCUAACAAAGGGAUAUUAUUGGGUAAUGAGGAAGUUAAUUCUCAAUUCUUUCUGCAUACAUCCGCACUUUGUUUUUUAAAAGUAAAAACUGGUAGUAGGAGAAAGUUCCCUUCUGUUCAACUUGAAUUGAGGAGGAUGCUCCUGGAAAUAAUAUUUAGUAAAAUAAGGACAGUAUAAUUUCAUGGAAAAUUUUUGAACCGCUCAUUUGUAAUCUAUGUUUCAUCCCUCUUUUUCCUUUGUAUUUACUUAAUCCCAUGUAGUUCACUUCCUGAGCGUUUGUUGUAUUUUAACUCACUCCAUUGCCAAAUUAUCCUGAAGGUUAUUCUGUUCAACAUCAUAAUAUACUAGGUUAGAGUAUCGGCACUUUUCAAGAAAAUAGAGCUGCUUUUAGGAGGAAGUGAAUGUUUAUUUAUGUAAUUGCUUAACUGUUACGUUUUAAGAUUCUUGAAAGCAAUCGACAUACUAUUCUGUUAAGUAUAAAUCCAGUGCAUGUACUAAUUUCUGCGUUGUAACUGACUUUUCAUUUAGCUGGGUUUUUUAGAGAGGUUAGGUUGCGUUGGAUAUUUGGCAUUUCUUUGGGUUAGAUUGACUCAUUAACAUCAUCUGAAACACGACCUACAUGAGAAUCGGGGCUAUUGAUGGGUGAUUAUAUCUGUGUAUUUUGGGAUUCAUUUUUAAUGACCAGAAAAACGAGACGUCGAUAUGACCACGCGUAAAGCAUUAUUACUUGCAAAUACUUGAGACAAUAAACGUUAAUGUUUCUUUUUGUAUAUCUUUACUCUCUUUCCUUACAACGUCUUAAAAGCACAAAUGAGUAUCAGAAAAUAUUAUCUGGGAACCUACAAUGGACUUCAGUUAAUGGGGUUUGUCCGGAUAUUGUAGUAUGUUAAUAGUUCGCAGAUGGAGUUAUAUACUAUGUUUGUACAUAUUUGAGUCGUCCGUUAGGAGAAGGUGGUUGGAGUUCAGCGUUCAAGUAGAUAUUCUUUUACAGCUGUUCCAAUCACUAGCCGUUGUUGAGAUAAUCCAUUCCGCAAUAGGAUUAGUUAGAUCUUCUGUCAUUACAACAAUUUUGCAGGUAUCCUCUCGACUACUAGUUGUAUGGGGAGUUCUGUACAUAAUGCCAGAAAUUUCACGUAAUAAUUUGGGUGUCCCACUCAUUGUUACAUCAUGGUCUAUAGCUGAAAUGAUUCGAUAUUCGUAUUACUUGGCAGAUAUCUGUGGGAUAAAGUUAAAUCUGCUAACAUGGUUAAGGUACUCAGCAUUUAUCGUUUUAUAUCCAACUGGAAUUUCUGGUGAGAUUUUUCUGAUAGUAAGUGGCAUCAGAAGACUGAAUGAAACAAGGAAGUAUUCCUUCGAUCUUCCAAACGCUCUAAAUUGUUCAUUCAGUUAUUGGUUCGCUUUAAUUACUAUACUUGUAACCUACAUCCCAGGUUCAAAGACAAUGUACACUCACAUGAUGCGUCAGAGAAGAAAAGUGUUACAAAAAUGUAAUUAACGAGCAGAUGAUAUUUUAAUCGCAGAUAUAAUUUAACUUUAUAAAUGUUUCCUAAAUUUUGUCAUUCA